AUGGGGGAGUUCGGGGCCGGAGGACCGACCCCGGAGACCGACGGACACGAGGCACCACGGCUCGGUCCGACCCGCGCCGGGGCCGUCGGCCCGUCAGGCGGCCGCGCUGGUUCUCCGGGCCGGCCCGCCGGCCUCCCGCGCGCUACACGCAGCCGCCACCGCCACCGCCGGGGGCCCGCCCCGGGGCGGGGAAGCCGCGGGCGGGGUGCGCGGGCCCGGUCGGGAGAAGGGGAGGGGACAUGGCGCGUUACCUGGGCUCGGGCGACGGCAAGGGGCGUCCGCUCUCCCGCGGCGGUUCGUCCGCGGGGGCGCCGGGCCCGUCCCUCCCCCGGCGGCCCGGAGCGCUCCUCGGCCCCCGCGCUGAGGCGUCCGGGCCAGGCCGCCCCUCCUCGGCGCCGCGCCGCUGCCCGCGCGGGCCGGGCCGCCUCGAGCUCCCGGACCGCCCCGCGGCAGGGGGCCCCUCUCGCGGGGCGCCCGGCUCCCGGCACCCGCUCCCGCCCCCUGGGCGGCCGUGCAGCCGAGGGGAGGGCGGGAAGGGCCUCCGGAGGAGAGCGGGGGGCCGCGAACGCGGGCUCCGCCACCCGAGCCACUCCGUUACCGCAGCGGCGACGACGACCAGGGCCGUGUUGUUGCUGCCAACUUGUCGAGAGGACACUGAGCAUGCGCGCGCAGAGACCACAUCCGGAUUCACAGAUGAAGAAACUAAGGCAAAAGAGAGAUGAAAUAAUUUAUUCAAGACCACACUGCAGUUUUACUUCAGAGUCUAUGCUCCCAUCUACUACGCCAGUGGUCCUCCCGAGACGAAGACAGCCACCAUGUCCUGACUGCUGGCUGCCACACACGAUGGGGUGUCGCUCCAGGACCUUGCUUCAGACGUGUAAGCUCCAUCCAUUAAACCAUUGUCUCUGUUGCUGACUCCGGGCUCUUUUAUUGGUCUUGAAGCUGGGCAAGCACAGGCCUUGUAGGCCUGUGGAGUGCAGCCCAAAACCAUUGAUAAAUAUUACUUAACACUAAAGCAUGACCAGGUUCAGUACCCAUACUAUCUCUAGUUUUCAUUUUUAUAGAUGUGAGCCCUGAGAAUCUUGUUUUAUAAGUGAGUAAAUGGGGAUGAAAAUAACUUUGUAAUAAUAAUGUUACUCAAGUUUUCGAACCAUGUCCAAAUUGUGUACCAAAAAUUACGUAGCGAUUGGUGAUUGCCAGAGGCUGGGGGGACGGGGAAGCAGGGGGUUGUUGUUCAAUGGGCAUAAAUUUUCAGUCAUGCAAGAUGAAAAACUACUUGAGAUCCAUUGUACAACAAUAUGUAUAUAGUUAACAAUACUGUAAUAUACACUUGAAAAUUGUUAGGGUAAAUUUAUAUUAUUGCAGGUUUUUUGUGGUUUUUUUUAACCACAAUUACAGAAAAAAAGAGUCAAGCCUGAUCCAUCAACUGAUGGAUAGCUAAACAAAAUAUGGUAUAUCCACACAACGGACUACUUAUUAUUCAGCCAUGAAAAGGAAUGAAGUUCUGAUACAUGGACAUAAACUUGGAUGAACCUUGAAACAUUAUGCUAAGUGAAAGAAACCAGAAGAUCAUGUACUGUAUGAUUCCAUUUAUAUGAAAUGUCCAGAAUAGGCAAAUCCACAGAGACAGAAAGUAAAUUGGUGCUUGCCUAGGGCUAGGGGGACGGGAAGCUGAGGGGUGAUAGUUAAAGAGUAAGGGGUUUCUUUUCUGGGUGAUGAAAAUGUUCUAAAAUUAAUGACAGUGAUUGUACAACUCUGUGAAUAUACUGAAAGUCAUUGAAGUGUACACUUGAAUAAAUUGUGAGGUAUGUAAAUUAUAUCUCAAUAAAACCGUGUUUGA
Messenger RNA from Orcinus orca (killer whale), 1840 nucleotides. RefSeq names its product translation initiation factor IF-2-like. The transcript has 4 exons. NCBI's taxonomy places the organism in Eukaryota, Metazoa, Chordata, Mammalia, Artiodactyla, Delphinidae. Bases 1 to 915 code for a protein of 304 amino acids. The record is from RefSeq and is a predicted model, not a curated record.